This is a messenger RNA of Arabidopsis thaliana (thale cress), 2126 nucleotides long. Its product is annotated as Protein phosphatase 2C family protein. The record is from RefSeq and is marked reviewed. Gene Ontology annotation, molecular function: protein serine/threonine phosphatase activity; cation binding. NCBI's taxonomy places the organism in Eukaryota, Viridiplantae, Streptophyta, Magnoliopsida, Brassicales, Brassicaceae. The transcript has 4 exons. The coding region runs from base 399 to 1553 and encodes 384 amino acids.
UUUUAAUUUGGGCAACACAACAGUUGUGUAAUAGUAUAGGCAAAGAAAAUGGUCGGACAGCUAAGGGAAGAUCGCUCUCUCCUCAUCAGACAAAAAAUUACAAGCGAGAAUUUCUUUGUUCCUUUACGACCGGACAAGACACGUCCGUCAUCGUCUUCUACUACUUUCUAUCUUACGCCUCUCCCCUUAUCCUACGCCAAAACAUCUUAUCCUGCGCAUCAUCCCUUCCAUUAAGACCUAGGGUUUUCUCUCUCUCCCAUCAUUCUCUUCUCCCGAUCUCAUUUCCAUUACCCAAUCCCGCUCCUUUUCUCUGAUUUUGAAUCGAACCCUUAAUACCCAGAAAUCUCACGGUUCCGAGGAGUGGGUUUUUGGGGGUUAGGGUUUUCGAGAGAUGUUGAAUGUCAGGUUCAUUGAUGAAUCUGUUUUCUCUCUGCUUCAAGCCAUUCGGGCACGUCUGUGAUAAUUCCGAAGCUGGAUCGGGUGGUGGUGGUGGCGUUUCUGGUGGAACCGGCGGUGAAGGCAAAGACGGAUUGCUUUGGUUCCGUGAUCUCGGUAAAUAUUGCGGCGGAGAUUUCUCCAUGGCUGUGAUUCAAGCCAAUCAGGUUCUUGAAGAUCAGAGCCAGGUCGAAUCCGGUAAUUUUGGGACUUUUGUUGGUGUUUACGAUGGUCAUGGUGGUCCUGAAGCUGCUCGUUAUGUCUGUGAUCAUCUCUUUAACCAUUUUCGAGAAAUAUCAGCGGAAACACAAGGAGUUGUGACGAGAGAGACGAUAGAAAGAGCCUUUCAUGCGACAGAAGAAGGAUUCGCUUCCAUUGUGUCAGAGCUGUGGCAAGAAAUACCAAAUUUGGCAACUGUUGGCACUUGUUGUUUGGUUGGAGUGAUAUAUCAAAAUACUCUUUUUGUGGCAAGUCUUGGAGAUUCACGGGUUGUUCUUGGAAAGAAAGGCAACUGUGGCGGACUCUCUGCUAUUCAGCUGUCGACUGAACACAAUGCUAACAAUGAAGAUAUUCGUUGGGAACUCAAGGACUUACAUCCUGAUGACCCGCAGAUCGUUGUGUUCAGGCAUGGAGUUUGGAGAGUUAAGGGCAUCAUUCAGGUAUCGAGGUCUAUAGGAGACAUGUACAUGAAACGGCCCGAAUUUAACAAGGAGCCAAUCAGUCAAAAGUUCAGAAUUGCAGAGCCAAUGAAAAGACCCUUGAUGUCUGCAACACCAACAAUACUCUCUCAUCCUCUGCACCCUAAUGAUUCGUUUCUCAUUUUUGCAUCUGAUGGUCUUUGGGAGCAUUUGACUAACGAAAAAGCAGUUGAGAUUGUUCAUAACCAUCCCCGUGCUGGAAGCGCAAAGAGACUGAUAAAGGCGGCUCUUCACGAGGCAGCGAGGAAACGUGAGAUGAGAUAUUCAGAUCUAAGGAAGAUUGACAAGAAAGUGAGACGACAUUUUCAUGAUGACAUCACGGUUAUAGUGGUGUUCUUGAACCAUGACCUCAUAUCGAGAGGCCACAUCAACUCAACCCAAGACACAACAGUCUCUAUACGGAGUGCUCUUGAACACUGAGAAUCCCAAACAUUUUACAACAAUGUUUCUUCUUACUUGAUUAUAUGACUUUUGCCUAGAAUGAAUAAAAAAAAGGCAACAUAUGGAAAAAACCAAAAAUGAAAAAAACAACAUCAUUAUCGUACGUAAUGAGUUCUCUCUUGUAUUAAGCGGCUAUGUUUGACUUUUGGUGUUUCUCUUCAAAGUUCUGAUGAGUUCCAAGUCUUUUACUUCUUGCCGUUCGUCAAAAGUAUGUAAUGUAACAUAGCCGUGUAACCAUACUAUUCUCGAAUGUAACAUCAAGUCUCUAAUCAAAAUUGUUUUGGUAACUUAUAAUUAUUCUUCAUUCCCGAACAGUGGUUAUUCUUCAACAUUUCUAGGUUUAACUUUAUUGAUCAAAAAAGAUUUUAAGAUGCUCUUGGAUUACUGUUUCGAUAUUUAUGUGCCACAGUUGUCAACUCUUCAUACUAUCUCAAAUUUGCGGUUUCGGUGAAAUACUUAAUUUUCGUACGGAUUUGAUUUGGAGAACAAAGUCGUGGAGCAACGUUUGGCUUCAACAUUUUACUUAUGCAAGACUUAAAUGUUAGUUCUGAU